AAAAGUAUACAUAACAAUUUGAUUUAAUUAUUUUAUGGUAUAAAACCAAAAAAUUGAAAAGAUUUUCUUAUUUGAAAAUAUAAUUUUUUUCAAUUUGUUAUUAAUAACGUAAAUUGUAACAUAUAAUUAACGGUUGUUAUUUAUCGUUUGUAUUCAUGUUAGAGAAAGUAACAGAAAUUUUGCAUUUAAAGUUGUAACGCAUAAUUUCGGUGAUAUAAGACUCAGUACUUCGAAGAUUUUGUUACGUUGAAAAUUAUUAAGAAAUUAUUAUUGGUUGUUUUACAAUGGCUCAUCAAUGUAGCUGUGGUGAUACACACAAUGAUGCAGAAUUAGGAGUAGAAUAUAAUUUAUAUCAAAAAAUUGACAUAAGAAAUGUAGAAUGUUUAAAUGAAUAUGAAGAAAACAGUGGAAUUACAGUAUUCAAAUCAUGGGAAAACAGACUGGAUAAAGAAAACUUCGUUGAAAGUGAUGUAGACGAUGAACUUCUUUUUAACAUUCCUUUUACAGGAAAUAUAAAAUUAAAAGGCCUUAUCAUUAUUGGAGGGGAAAAUAAUCUUCAUCCAAAUAAAGUAAAAUUGUAUAAAAAUAGACCACGUAUGACAUUUGAUGAUUUAAGUAUAGAACCUGAACAAGAGUUUGAAUUAUGUGUAGAUGCAAAUGGAAUACACGAAUAUUCACCUAAGAUAGUUAAAUUCUCAUCAGUACAUCAUUUAAGUUUACACUUUACUGGCAUUGACAGAAGAGAGAGAAUAAAAAUUUAUUAUAUUGGAUUGAAAGGAGAAUGGUUACCUGCGCAUCGUCAUGGUGUUACAAUUUGUAGCUAUGAAUUACAACCUCAAAUGAGUGAUUAUCCAAAAGAAAAUAUUGAAAAUAUUGAUAGAACAAUUAGUUGAUUUUAUAAUAAAAUAUAGAUAGAAGCAUUUUACAUAAAAAACGGAAGUUUAAAGGCCAAUGAAUAAAUAAUAUUGCUACAUCAUUAAUAAGAUAAUAAUAUUAGUAAAACGAAGUUAAUAUGUUUUCGCAAUAAAGAUUGAUAUUUGAUAAAUAUAUUUGGAAACGAAUAAGUCAUAAAUUUCGUAAUAUGUAGACUUGCGAUCAUUCAUUGAUAAAUAUUUUUUUGUAUUAAAUUCGUUUCGUUUAAUUCCUUUCCUUGUAUAAUAAUAAAAAGAAAAAUAA
Messenger RNA from Frieseomelitta varia, 1176 nucleotides. RefSeq names its product PITH domain-containing protein GA19395. Gene Ontology annotation, cellular component: nucleus. The transcript has 6 exons. Lineage: Eukaryota; Metazoa; Arthropoda; Insecta; Hymenoptera; Apidae. Bases 285 to 893 code for a protein of 202 amino acids. The record is from RefSeq and is a predicted model, not a curated record.